This is a messenger RNA of Plasmodium coatneyi, 3315 nucleotides long. RefSeq lists its product as uncharacterized. The record is from RefSeq and is a predicted model, not a curated record. NCBI's taxonomy places the organism in Eukaryota, Apicomplexa, Aconoidasida, Haemosporida, Plasmodiidae. The transcript has a single exon. The coding region runs from base 1 to 3315 and encodes 1104 amino acids.
AUGGUGAGGACGCAUCGGCUAGGGAAAAUAUGCACACAUGCAAAUCUUGUGGCGAAAGUCAAAGUGGGAGCCCAAGGCAAAAGUACAAAAAGAGAAAAAAAAAAAAAAAAAAAAAAAGAACAGCUCAAAAGGGAUAAUAACUUAGCAGCGUUCGAUUACAGAAAAUAUUAUGAACGGGUCAACAAGUGGAAUGAAAAAAGACGGGCAUACACAAAGACGGAAAAUUAUGGGGGGGAAAAAAAGGUAACCAUCAACAAAGUUGGGAAUAAGAAGAGGAGUAAAAGGGAAGGGAAAAAAAGUCAAAAGAGGAAGUAUGAAGUUUCGCAGUGCUUAUCUAUCCAUCAACGGAAAAACAACAGAACUGGGGCUAAUGAGAAGGAUCUAUGUAGGCCCAAGAGGGAAGGUGACCCGAUCUCCAAAUGGGCUAAAGAGGGCCAAAGCAGCGUCAACAGCUGCGGUAGUGGCAACUGUGGAGGGAAGAACAACCAGGCGGGUAGAGAAAAAGAAAUUGCCCCCCCAUGUGGGAACAACGUCAAUCACGAAGUAGGGCAAGUGGGGCAAGUUGAGGAAGACCAGAUGGACGAAUGCACAAAUGAAAAAGGUAAUCGUUACAACGAUGCGUGUGACGCCCUAAUGGUGAAGCACGAGGAGAACUCCUUCUCCCCCUUCAUAUGUACCAGUGAACACAAAAGUCAUAAGCAGGACCAAGUGGGAAAAACAAGUAAUAUGCAUAAUAACGCCAGGUCUAAUGAAACGAUAGUGGAAAAUGAGGAAAAGAUGGCCUACUCGAAUAAGACCAUAACGGACAGCUUCGAAGACGUAGUCAGUUUGAGUCUGCGCGCUUCGAACGGGGAAAUCUUGGAUGAUUCCCAGUUCAGUGGUGAUUAUUUCGGGGGAGACCACGCCAACUGGAACGAGCUCAACGGGGACUACAACAAGUUCCUCCACAAACCAACGAUCCUUAUGAAGCCGAACGAGCCCAACAGCCACACGUGCCGUCCUCCCAUAGAAAAACCAAACGCAUGCAUUAUCGGUAGACAGACGGAAAAGGGUACCCCCAAAACAAGCAUAUACAACGAAAGGAUUCAAUUUGAGGUAAGUGAUCCCGGAAGGAAUUCUCAUGAAGAGGAUAUACUGAGCCGCCCUUUAAAAAUGCAUGAACCAUUUUGCACUCCUAAUGGAGAGAACAACUCGGACCAUUCGGGGGGCUACCCAAACACCUUCACCAGUUAUUACCAGGAGAAUGAUGCCACCUAUGAAGGCAUCCAUAGAAGCAGCUACUGGGGCAGCUGUGAUAGACUGAGCAGCAGCUUUUCGCAUCGCUACUACAAGUGGCCCCCACUGAGCAUCAAAAACCCCUUCGCCUUCAUCUACAAAAGUGCCAAAUUUUUUGGCCACGUUCAAGAGGCAUUCAAAAAAAGGACAACCCGAGAAGCACAGCCACACACGACCACCACAAUAAACGUACACGCAAAGAGGAAAAAAAUAUACACAAAGGAGGAACACAUAGGCAAAUUGGCCAUCUCCAAGAAAGACCUUCUCUUCAAUUUUGACAUGGAUAAAUUUAAGUCAGAGGAAAAUUCCUCACUGCAUAUUUGGAAAGGCUCUACAAGCAAAGUCAAAGCAGCUUCCAAAAGAUGCAGCUGGAGGGAGAACAAAAUGAAAGGCGACCUCACCAAGCAGCUCGGAGUAACGCCCCCCCAGGAGCGGCUCCUGAAAAGGUUAAGCAGCGUGGAAGAAUUACACAGAUGUGACACAGAUGAGGAGGGAAUAAGGGAGGAGAGAAAAACACCCAUUAUGAGUAUAGUACAAAGCACGCCUGAGCAUGACGAACGAGUGAACCUCCCGAAGAGACACAAAACGGGUCUAGAGGAAAAGGAAGAAAAACCCAUGAACAAACACAAACGACUAAUCGACGUAGGGAAAAAAGACACGGAUAGAAACUUUGAUAUUUUUUUAUCCCUCUUCAUGAAGCACGAAAAAAAAGAAGAAUUCCUCUUCUGCCUAAUAUGCGACGAAGAGUUAACGGAAAAUUCUAUUUUUUUUCAAAAUUGCAUUAAGCCAAUGUUAGACGAAUAUAGAAGAUCCAAAUUUGAGAAAGUGAAGAAAGAAAAGGAUACAUCCCCUGAUGCAUCCAUUAGUGACAUACAUAUAAACAAAAUAAUCCUAGAAAUUAUGAUCCCAUCUAUAAAGAAAAAGUACCUCAAGUAUGUGAGUGAGCUCUACGAUAAAAUGGAACCCACACCUAAUGACGAUAUUAACGGCUCAGAUGAGCUACAAAAGGAAGUACUCGAAAUUAACGAGAAAAUGGAAAACUUAAACAUAAAAUCGCUAGAUAAGCAUAGCACAGAUGUGCACAUAAAAGAAGCUAGCCGUUAUGAAAAAAAAAUAAAAUUAAUUGAAAAACCCAAAUGGAGCGAUGAAGAAAAUUUAAAAAAACUCCUACUGAAACAACAAAAUUAUAACCCCUUUACUAUAUUUGGGACUAGCAUUAAAGAGGUGCACCUAGAAGAAGUCUUCACCCUCGACGUAUACAACAACUAUGUAACAAAUGAAGACAGAUUUAGGAACAAAAUUUUGUACGAUUUGUACGUAGGAAAGUAUAUACAAAAUUUGUACCAAAAAAUUGACUUCCACGAAUGGACCUUUGUUCUUGAUUCUCUGAAAAAACAGUGGAAAUAUUUUACCAACCUAGAAUGUAAUAUGUUCCUAGAUCCACUACUGUUGGAAGAAAUUCUAUGGUACAUUGAUGAGAACAAAAUGUAUAAGGACAAAAGUGAAGAAAUGUACACUUAUGAAUACUGCUUCUGUCCUACUCCCGAUCCCGCCAAGGAGAUGAAUAUGAAUGACGUAAAACACUUUGCCACAUCAAUGGCGGAUAGGUACACUCUUCACCAGAAUGUAAAGUAUAAAAAGUUAUCCCUAAAUGAGGAACGUUCCUCCCCGCAUAAGACGCUUAUUUUAAAAUAUGAUGAUGUUAACGUGGACCAAGACGUAUUAACUUAUGCAGGAAGGCAGAAGGACAAACUGACAAAGGAGGCCCUCCUUUUUAAUGUACCUAGACCAUCCAGCACAUUCUACUACGACUCGGACUUUUUUGAAAAUAAAAUAAAAAAACACAUGUUCAGGAAGAAAGUGAAACAUUGCAAGGGUAACCUGGACGUUAAUUCUCCAUCCGGGAAAGGGGAGGAACCCUUUACAAUAAAAUAUAAGUCCAAAAAGUGGACCUCUCAAAAAUUUUUCGACAACUUUUUUUCUAAUUAUUACCUGUACAAUUUUGACAGAAGUAAUCGGACGUACAACUCUAUAAUUUAG